Messenger RNA from Lolium perenne, 823 nucleotides. Its product is annotated as thioredoxin H-type. The record is from RefSeq and is a predicted model, not a curated record. NCBI's taxonomy places the organism in Eukaryota, Viridiplantae, Streptophyta, Magnoliopsida, Poales, Poaceae.
AGUUCGAGUUUGCACUCGUCGCCAAGUAGUUUGAGCAUCUAUUCCUUCCCAUCCAAGGAGGCCUCAGGUACAAGUAUAUAUUGCCAUCAUAGCGCCCUGCCUGCCUUUUAAUUUCCCACACGCCGUGAAAGCAAGCACGCAAGGCAGCAGCAUGUCAUUGACCACCGAUGUGUUUACGUACAAUAGACCCGGAUAUUACCGGGUGUAUUACAUCGUUACCAAGUCUCAAGAUGUAGUUACAGCUCUGGAGACACCGCAUCCGGUGGUGCUCAUGUUCUGGGCGAGCUGGAACGAGCCAUGCAAGGUGAUGAUGAGACCCUUCUGGGACUUGGCCGUGGCUAAGAGGAAGGAGGCCGUGUUCUUGCGGGUGGACGUCGACAAGUUCAGAGAUAUUGUGGAGCAGUACCAAGUGGAGGCGCUGCCGACCUUCUUGCUGAUCAAGGGCGGCGUCGUCAAGGGCAGAGUCGUUGGCGCCAAGGUGGACGAGCUCAACACCGCCAUCAAGGCCAGAAUAUGAUCCAUAGCAUGCGUGGAUUCAUCCACGUACAAAUAAUUAUGACCAACCGUUAGAUGGUGAACACAAGACUGAUUGAAUUAGCUAGCUACAUAAUGGUAUGCAUGAGUGUAAUAGUACCACGGUUCCACAUGCAAUUGUAUGGUACAUAGACUGUCCUUGUUCUACAUGGAACCGUAAAGUGUGAAGUAGGGUCAGCUAUAAGAAAAAAAGAACACUUGUAGCAAAAUAUUUCAACUUACUCCCUCGGAGUUGUGUUACAACAGCUAGCUUGAGGCUAUGAAGGUUGGUCAUCGAUCGCGGCAUCUC